This is a messenger RNA of Pristis pectinata (smalltooth sawfish), 2147 nucleotides long. It is a transcript of the gene sox10, whose product is annotated as SRY-box transcription factor 10. Gene Ontology annotation, cellular component: nucleus. The record is from RefSeq and is a predicted model, not a curated record. Gene Ontology annotation, biological process: morphogenesis of an epithelium; negative regulation of transcription by RNA polymerase II; neural crest cell migration. Gene Ontology annotation, molecular function: DNA-binding transcription factor activity, RNA polymerase II-specific; RNA polymerase II cis-regulatory region sequence-specific DNA binding. The coding region runs from base 430 to 1785 and encodes 451 amino acids. Lineage: Eukaryota; Metazoa; Chordata; Chondrichthyes; Rhinopristiformes; Pristidae. The transcript is spliced from 3 exons.
UCAGAGCUGAUUAUUUUUUCUUUGCUUGUUGUAUGGUUGUGCAAGCAUCACAGAUCUGCAAUCGAGCGGAGAGUUACUGCAGCAGAAUCAUUUGCACGGCUUUCUUUUUUAAAAAAUUAAACAAAAACUUAAAAUAAGAGGCUCGAUGUAAAUCAGGGGGAAAAAGCUUUUAAAAAAAUUCUGAGUUUUUUUUGUCGGAGAUUCUGUGGAUGCGUUUCGAUCUAACUUUGACAAAUCUUAACUUGCAAAAACAAGUUUGACAACUUCAAUUUUUUUCUUUCCCCCCCGCCCCCGUUCUCUGUGCCUGCAGACUUUUUGUGUCUGUGAACCUGGAAGAGCGAAAAAUCAUUGAUUUUUUUUGUUCACCAUUAGCAAUCACAAAAUUCCGGGGUUUUUUGUGAAAGAGAGGGGGAAAAUUGGAAAAAGAGAAUGACGGAUGAUCGCAGUGUAUCAGACGUGGCUAGCCCGAGAGGGUCUGAGAGUGACUCGGUUCUGUCCCCCAGCUCAUCCUUUGCUACGGAUGGGGAAGAGAAGUCUCAAUAUCAGGCUGGCAACGAGGAAGGGAGUGGGAAGCGAGAGAGCGAGGAAGACAAGUUUCCCCUGUGCAUCAGAGAGGCUGUGAGCCAAGUCUUGGAAGGCUACGACUGGACUCUGGUUCCCAUGCCUGUUAGAGUCAACGGAUCCUCCAAGAGCAAACCUCAUGUGAAGAGACCCAUGAAUGCCUUCAUGGUAUGGGCUCAGGCGGCACGGAGAAAGUUGGCAGACCAGUACCCACAUCUGCACAAUGCAGAACUCAGCAAAACACUAGGCAAACUCUGGAGGUUACUAAAUGAGAACGAUAAGAGGCCCUUUGUGGAAGAGGCUGAGAGACUGCGAUCCCAGCACAAGAAAGACCACCCUGACUACAAGUACCAGCCCCGCCGACGGAAGAACAUGAAACCCGGCCAAGGUGAUGCUGAUGCCCACCCAGAGGACAGCCAUAUUUCCUCUGUCCAGCCCCACUACAAGGCUGUGCCUCAAGACCGUGGACGUACAGCUGGGAAUUCUCCACUUGCAGAAGGCCACGGUGAGCACACAGGCCAGAACCACGGCCCCCCAACUCCCCCCACCACCCCAAAGACAGAGAUGCAGCCUGGAAAAGCGGAGGGGAAACGGGAGGGGCGACCGCUGGUAGAGGGAGGCAAGCCCCACAUCGAUUUCGGCAACAUGGACAUCGGGGACCUCAGCCACGACGUUAUGUCCAACAUGGAGACCUUCGAUGUCCAUGAAUUCGACCAGUACCUGCCGCCUAACGGGCAUCCCAGCCACGGGCAAGCCCUGGGCGCCGGGGCAUACGGUGGAAACUACGGGCUCGGAGGGGCGCUGGCCGGUGGACAUUCCGCCUGGAUCUCCAAGCAACACGCUGGCGGCUCGGCUCCGUCGGGCCCGGCCGCCGCCUCGGCCGAAUCCAAGACCCAGAUCAAGACUGAGCAGUCCCACCCGAGCCACUACUCGGAGCAGCAGCACUCCUCGGCACAGAUCACUUACACCUCCCUCAGCCUCCCUCACUACGGCACGGCCUUCCCCAGCAUCACCAGGUCCCAGUUCGAGUACCCCGAGCACCAGGCCACCGGGCCUUACUACAGCCCGUCCGCCCAGACCUCCGGACUCUACACCGCCUUCUCCUACAUGGGCGCCUCGCAGCGCCCGCUCUACACGUCCAUCAGCGACCCGCAGUCGGUGCCCCAGUCCCGCAGCCCCACCCAUUGGGAGCAGCCCGUCUACACGACGCUCACACGCCCAUAAUCACCACCACCACCACCCCUUUAUUUUCCUCCUCCUACCAUAGGCCGCCCGCCUUUUUUCCGCAACCGAAGGAGAAAUAAAAAUUCAAAAUACCACAACUUGCGACUUUUUAAAACAAAAUAUAACACGUACGGUUCCGAAGAUUGAUGCCCGCGGACGAGCGGCUCGCAAUACUCCCCGACGGAGCCGUGGUUUUCCCGCCUAGGGACAAGAGGGACGAGGCCAAGCCGGCGCCAUUUCGUGAUCCUCGACGGCUGAGGGGAGACGUUGGUUUCCGCGCCCCCGCCAACGGUCAACCUUACCCCCCCCCCGUUCAAAAUAAAGGACAAGAUUCCCCCCCCCCCCCUUCUUUCCCUCCCUUU